AUUAACUCCAACCACGAUGGCUUGACGGUCGGCUCGAAUUCAAGCACAAACACGCGCCAAUACCUCUAGUGAACUUCAGGACUCGAAUGCAGCUCAACCCUUGUUAGCAUUUCAGGAUGAAGAACAGAACAUCGAGGACCAGGAAGACCUUAUCGAAGAUGAACGUCCUCGUAAACGGGCCAGAAGUAAUCCUGAAGGUCCUAGAAAAAAGAAGAAGAGAAGGGGUGUUACAAAGUUAUCAAGAAAGGUUCGCGGUAGGCUGGGAUUAUUGGAAAGACUGUCAAAAGACAUUCCACUGGAUGUUAUUCUUGAGAUAUUCUGCUACCUGGAGCCCCGGGAUCUUCUUCGUCUUGCCAGAACCUCUCUUGAUCUCCGCCAUAUCUUAAUGAGCAGGACUUCGGAAAGCAUCUGGCGCGCGGCUCGUGAAAACGUCGAAGGCCUUCCGCCCUGUCCAGCCGACUUGAAUGAACCUCAAUAUGCACAUAUCUUCUUUGAGCCAUUCUGCCAUGUAUGUAGCCGCCGCGUCGCAAGUGUACUAUGGACAUUUCGCGUGAGAUACUGCAAAGAUUGUGCAUCAAAAUUACCUUUAUGCAAUGCCAAAUUCUAUGCCGAACAGCCCGAAGGAUUUCGUGCGAUAUUGCCUCGGGAACUCAUCUAUACCUCCAGCCAAGAAUGGAAAUUCGUCUGUGACUCCGAAAUAGCAGACCGAUUGAGAACAGAAUUUGAGGCACUUCAAAGUGCAAAUGAACGUACUGCGUGGAUAGCUCAAAAAACUCAAGAAAGUGAUCGCAUGUCAGAGCAUAGACGCCUUUGCCAAGAUUGGUUUGCUCAAAAGGAACUCGAACGUGCUCACGAACAAGUCAAGAUUCGUAGACAAAGGAAGGAAGACAUUCUCAUGCGACUGGAUGAGAUUGGUUGGCGUCAGGAAGCCGAGGCGAUGAUGAAAACAAGUAACUAUAGCCUGGAUCCUUUCAGUGAGCAUAAACUAGUCAAGCAGCCAAGGAAAUUAACGGACUACGGUUGGAAUAAUAUCAAAGACAAGCUGGUAGAGAUGUUAUCAGACCAUAAAAAGACGGGAUUAGCUGCCGUGUAGUGACAGGCUUUAAUAUUUCGAUCGACUGAUGAUUACUGUUUUGUGAUGAUGGUGAUUGGAGAAAAUCGGAAUAGUGUCCAUGUAAAGUGAAGGGGAUAAACGAGAAAAACGAU
This is a messenger RNA of Lentinula edodes (shiitake mushroom), 1206 nucleotides long. RefSeq lists its product as uncharacterized. The transcript has 8 exons. NCBI's taxonomy places the organism in Eukaryota, Fungi, Basidiomycota, Agaricomycetes, Agaricales, Omphalotaceae. The record is from RefSeq and is a predicted model, not a curated record. Bases 386 to 1093 code for a protein of 235 amino acids.